AUGCUCCUACUCAUCAAAAGACACAAGACAACCUAUCUAGUAGAGACAUCUCUUCAUGAAUCUGUCCAGAAACUCAAGAGCCGCAUUUCACUCAUUAUUAACAAGGAGAAAGAAGCUAAAGAACUGCGUCUGAUGUAUAAACCUCCCAAACAAACAACCUACACAGUCCUUGAAGAUGCUGCAGUGUUGGAGCAAGUUGGUGUGGUAGACCAAGACACUUUAUAUCUAAUCUAUUUAAACAGUGAUGAUGGUAAAUGGGAAACCGUAAUGGUUCCACCCUAUGAGCCACUUUAUGAGGACGCAGAUCUGGCGGACGAAAGUGCGGCGAAUAAGGGAAAGGCACCUACAACUCAUUCUGCCACAUAAUUCUCAUUGGUAUGAUUCGACGAUUGGCUUUAUUCAGGUCUGUGUGGUUUUGCUACACAGUAUUACCCAUAAAAGUAAACUAUCGUGUAAUAUCAUUCAAGAAUCGUGCAUGUUGUUGGCAGUUGG
This is a messenger RNA of Batrachochytrium dendrobatidis JAM81, 492 nucleotides long. RefSeq lists its product as uncharacterized. NCBI's taxonomy places the organism in Eukaryota, Fungi, Chytridiomycota, Chytridiomycetes, Rhizophydiales. The transcript is spliced from 2 exons. The record is from RefSeq and is a predicted model, not a curated record. The coding region runs from base 1 to 366 and encodes 121 amino acids. Gene Ontology annotation, molecular function: protein binding.